Messenger RNA from Ornithodoros turicata, 2136 nucleotides. Its product is annotated as THAP domain-containing protein 7-like. NCBI's taxonomy places the organism in Eukaryota, Metazoa, Arthropoda, Arachnida, Ixodida, Argasidae. Bases 229 to 1119 code for a protein of 296 amino acids. The transcript has 8 exons. The record is from RefSeq and is a predicted model, not a curated record.
CACGCCCGCCAUUUUUGUUGGGGCAGUGCCUGAAAAGCGCGAGUAAUGCAUGCACGUUUUUUUUUUCUCUUUGUAGUUAUAAGUUUACACGCAGCGAAGUUAAACCUGGCAGGAGGGAACAUUCGGCUGUGGAGACAUCGGAGCAUUAUUUCUUACUAGUAACAUCGCGGCAUAAUUAUUUAUUUAUUUGGCAAGGUGCACAUUACUUGUCGUGGCAGUGAAGACAAUAUGCCAGCACACUGUUCCGUGCCGCUCUGCAAGCAGAGAGGAACGAGAGAUAAAAACAACGAAAAGGUCUCCUUUCAUCGCAUCCCAAAACAAGGGGACCGUUACAAAAAGUGGAUCGCUGCAAUAAAGCGAGACGAAGGAAAACAUUUCAAGGUCUCAAGAUCAACGGUCGUCUGCUCGAAGCACUUCAAGGACAGCGACUUCCUUCCGAACAUUGCCAGUGGUCAACGAAUCCUUCGUGACGAUGCCGUGCCAUCCUUGUUUGCGUACCGAAGAGCUCUCCGAGCAAGGAAGCCCCCGAAAGGCCGAGCCCGCGUUCGACGAAAGGCACCGCAGUCCAACAGGAAUGGAGGAAAACGGCUGUCUGGCCGCUCCUCUGUCUCUGCCAGUCAGGCGGGACCUGCUGGUACGUCAAGUUUGUUGGCGUACCUUCAGGACCACAUCUAUGCCCAGCCUUCAUCUCCAGCGCUGUCCAAGAACGGCCUGCCUGUAUCAUCACCAGCUGCAGACGACGGGCUCGAAGCACGAUCUGUUGGCACGCAAAUAUAUCCGAUCAGAUGCUUCAAAAGCACACAGACAUCUGAAGCAUCCCGCUUAAUGCUUCUACUGGACCGUGAACCAACACCAUUGGCGGGCCUCUUUGCAGGGAGGGUCAAGCACGAAAGUGUCAGCGUGCCGAAUGGCCAGCCUGCAUCAUCAACUGCAGACGCCAGCAUUGAAGCCCGCUCUGUAGGCACCCAAAUAUAUCCGCUCAGAUGCUCCAAAAGCACACAGACAUCGGAAGCAUCCCGCCUAAUGCUUCUACUGGAUCGUGAAAAUCCCCAGCACGUGUUGUGGAGCCACCGUGAGCCACUACUGGAGAGCUGUGGACACAAUGCAGGCUCAUCGUGAAGAAGAUAACCCGCGGGCAAUACGACGCGACUGAUUUGUGGGACAAAGGAGACCAUAGAGAAGGCCAUCAACCCUGUGGUCCAUACUCCGGGGUCUGCAUGGUGUACAACAGAGGAGGUCAGUUCUAGCGUUCUACCAAGAUUGGAUUGUGCCCUUGUUGGGCGUUUUCAUGGAUCGAGGGGUCAGUGGUCUUCCAGACGACACGAAUCACUGUCACUGCUUUAGUUAAAGCUGCUUGGGAAGGCAUCAGGAAGAUCAUUCUACUCGAAUGUGGGCCCGUCCCUGUUACGCAUUGUUUGUGCGUUGGAAGGGCGGUGCUGUUCCAGAGACACUGUCGUCCCUUUCGAUAAAACCGGUGUAUGGGGAAAAUACCGGAGAAAAAUAGUCAUCAGAUAAGCCGCGGAGCACCUGUGAGAAAAAAAAAUCGCGCACAAGCUGCGGCUAAUAUUCGUGAAAUUACGGUACAAGGGUGCAGAGGAAGGAGCAACGAGGAGGAGGGAAAACGUCACUGGCAAUGUCAUUACAGUCUGCGCACUGAUCGGGGCUGGUGCUUUCCACUUUUAUUUUCCAUUCCCCCCCAGUUCCUUUUGUGGAGCAGACAGCGUUCGUCUAAGCCAAUCAGAGGGCUGUACCGUAAUGACGCCAAAGCGACCCAGGCAGGUAGUUGAGGGCACAGUCACCAUUGCGCGCAGUCGCAAUUUUAAAAAUUUAAUUCUACGAUAUUUAUGUGUCUGUCAUAUAAGUCACUUUGCAUAGUGUACUAUAGAGCCCUGCACGGGCCGACUUCUCCAUCGAAAAAUGGCCCGGCCCUACCCGGGCCCGGACCUUCAUAUUUUUAUAUGAAGGUCGGGCCGACCCGGCCCGGUGACCCAGCGAGUAGAUCCCGGAAUAGUAUUUCCAGCCGCGACGGACGCGUUUCUGGCGAUUAUCAAACAAAUUUAUCAGUAAAUUUAUAAGGAGAGAAGACAAACAUACAAGUGAUGGCGGUUUAACACCAUAACCGCACCAGACCAAAUG